UGAUGUACCAUACACACAAAUAUGUACGUAUUAUUACAAUACAAAUACCUGUUCUUUAACCUUUUUGCGAUUUGUAUUAAAUUUAUAAUCAUAUUGGCAGAGUCUUAUCGCUUUUUCAAAUUACAUGAUCUUUUCACAAUUGAAAUUUACUUAUUAAAAAAUGCAAAUUAUGUAAAAUUAUUGCAUACCAUAGCGCGUACAUACAUAUUAUAUUAUACUAGGUAUUAAUUAAACUAUACUAGGUAGUAUUAGUGUCCCUCACUAAAACUAAAAGUCAAUUUCAUAAAGUUUCGUCAGCACCACGCGAACGAUUUUGUAAAAGUUAAUUACCGGCGAACAGAUGGAAUAUUUUAAAUUGAAAUAGUCCGGCCUGUCUUACAUAAAUGAAACACGUUUUGUCAUUAGUUUAUAAGUGUAGUGUAUUUAGUAAAUAUCAAUCAGCUGUGUGCAGUCAUAUCAGACUCUCUCAUAAACUCCAUAUCGAACAGUGGGGUAGCAAUAAGCUCCACAGAAAGAUCAAAAUACCAAAUCCUCAACGAGAAAUAAUCAUGGCUGAUCCUAAAAUUGAGGCAAUCUUGGCGCCCCUUAGGGCUCACGUGAAAGAGCAAGGUGAUUUGGUGAGAAAAUUAAAGGAUGAAAAGGCCCCUGAAAUUGACAUAAAAAAGGCUGUAGCUGAAUUAAAGGCAAGGAAGAAGGUGUUGGAAGACAAAGAACUCAGCUUGGCGCCAGCAGAAGAACUUUUUGAUCGAGCUAAAAUGGAAGACCUCAUCAAAAGAAGGUUUUUCUAUGACCAGUCAUUUGCUAUCUAUGGCGGCAUAACCGGGCAAUUUGACUUCGGUCCUAUGGGCUGCGCCCUCAAAAGCAACAUGAUCCAGCUGUGGAGAAAAUUCUUCAUUCUGCAAGAACAAAUGCUGGAGGUAGACUGCUCCAUACUGACCCCAGAACCAGUUUUGAAAGCUUCUGGUCACGUCGAAAGGUUUGCUGAUCUGAUGACCAAGGAUGCCAAGACUGGAGAGUGCUUCAGAUUAGAUCAUUUAAUUAAAGCCCACUUGGAAAAAAUUAAAAGUGAGAAAAAUACAAAAGCUGAAUUGAAGGCUGAAAUUGAAGAUAUUAUUGUUAAAUUGGAUGGUAUGACUGCAGAUGACAUGUCAGGCCUCAUGAAAAGGUUUGAUAUGAAGUCUCCUAUCAGUGGCAAUGAGCUCACACCGCCGAUAGAGUUCAAUCUCAUGUUCAAUACUCAGAUUGGGCCAUCUGGAUUAGUGAAAGGUUUCCUGAGGCCAGAGACUGCUCAAGGCAUCUUUGUGAAUUUCAAACGUUUGUUAGAAUUCAAUCAAGGCCGCCUCCCAUUUGCUGCAGCACAAAUAGGCAAUUCUUUCAGGAAUGAAAUCUCUCCUCGAUCCGGUCUGCUCAGAGUAAGAGAGUUCACUAUGUGUGAGAUUGAACACUUCUGUGAUUCUAAAGAUCAUCCUAAGUUUGAUUUAGUAAAGGACACAAAGAUGCUGCUUUACUCUGCCGAUAACCAGGAACAAGGACGGCCAGCUGAAAUUAUUACCAUAGGUGAAGCAGUUGCUAAAGGCAUUGUCAAUAAUGAGACUUUGGGAUAUUUCAUGGCUAGAAUACACUUGUACUUAUUGGCUGUAGGUAUUGAUGUUAAGAAGCUGCGGUUUAGGCAACAUAUGGGCAAUGAGAUGGCUCACUAUGCUUGUGACUGCUGGGAUGCCGAAUGUCUAUCCAGCUAUGGCUGGGUCGAGUGUGUUGGCUGUGCUGACAGAUCUGCUUAUGACUUAACUCAACACACAAAAGCUACAGGAAUAAGAUUGGCUGCUGAGAAGAAAUUGCCAGCACCUAAACAAAUUGAAGUUGUAGAAACUGUUGCUAACAAAGCUGCUAUUGGUAAAGAGUUCAAAAAGGAUGCUAAGGUUAUCAAUGACGCACUAGCAGCCAUGGACAAUGCCGCCCUGGAGAGUCUGCAAAAGCAGCUGGAAUCUGCUGGAGAAUACCUUCUUGCCACUCCUAAUGGGGAUUUCAAACUCACUUCUAACCUUGUCAGUGUAAAGAGAAGUCAAAAGACUGUCCAUGUAGAAGAAAUAAUACCUAGUGUGAUUGAGCCAUCAUUUGGAAUUGGCAGAAUUCUCUACAGUGUUUUAGAGCACAACUUCAGAAUGAGGGAAGGUGAUGAGCAAAGGACUUAUUUUUCUUUACCUGCCACAGUAGCUCCAAUGAAGUGUGCUGUGUUGCCAUUGAGUGGCAAUGCCGAAUUCCAGCCAUUUGUGAGACAACUGAACCAGCUUUUGACUGAUGUGGAUGUGUCCCACAAGGUUGACGAUUCUUCAGGCUCGAUUGGGCGUCGAUAUGCCCGUACAGAUGAGCUAGGCGUCCCAUAUGCCAUUACUGUAGAUUUUGACACAACAAAAGAACCACACACAGUGACUCUCAGGGAAAGAGAUAGCAUGGGUCAAGUAAGGUUACCAUUGACUGACGUGCCAGUCGUGGUGCGAGACCUCUCAAACAGCAAGAUUUCUUGGGCUGAUGUAGAACAAAAAUAUCCCAAAUUUGAACAACAAGAGAAUGUGAAAGGCGCUGCAGCAUAGAUGACACAAAAUGAUAUUUGAUCAGAUGUGAUGUGACUACUAAUGAUCUGUCUUUCACAUAAAUGUUUAUUUAUUGUUAGCUUAAGCUUUGACAUUGCAAUGUUUUCCAGUUAAAUUUGGAUUUAUUAUUGUAUAAAUAAAGUGCUGAUAAAAUUGCAA
Molecule: messenger RNA, 2750 nt
Organism: Plodia interpunctella (Indianmeal moth)
Lineage: Eukaryota; Metazoa; Arthropoda; Insecta; Lepidoptera; Pyralidae
Gene: GlyRS
Product: Glycyl-tRNA synthetase
Exons: 1
Coding region: 384-2591 (735 amino acids)
Biological process (GO): mitochondrial glycyl-tRNA aminoacylation
Cellular component (GO): mitochondrion; cytoplasm
Molecular function (GO): glycine-tRNA ligase activity; ATP binding
Source: RefSeq, a predicted model, not a curated record